AUGAAGGGCGACUACAAGAAGAACUACGCCUUCGAGGAGCGCAAGAAGAAGCACCAGCUCAUCUCCCUCCAGAAGAAGUGCGCCUCCAUCGUCGUCGAAAAGGAGUCUGGCAGCAAGCUCCCCGUCCUCAAGGUGGCCCGCCUCGCCGUCCCCCGCGAGUGGGUCGCCAACCAGCUGCUCAUCUUCAUCCGGCAGAAGCUGAACCUGCGCCAGGAGGACGGACUCUACCUGUACGUGCAGACGAAGAGCAUCCGACAGAUGGAGGAGAAGCACCGAGACGAGGACGGGGCCCUCUACCUCACCUUCAACGAAAUGGAGACCUUCGGGUGA
Molecule: messenger RNA, 330 nt
Organism: Hippocampus zosterae (dwarf seahorse)
Lineage: Eukaryota; Metazoa; Chordata; Actinopteri; Syngnathiformes; Syngnathidae
Exons: 2
Coding region: 1-330 (109 amino acids)
Biological process (GO): cellular response to nitrogen starvation
Source: RefSeq, a predicted model, not a curated record